This is a messenger RNA of Olea europaea var. sylvestris, 1435 nucleotides long. Its product is annotated as tocopherol O-methyltransferase, chloroplastic-like. The transcript is spliced from 6 exons. Bases 149 to 1270 code for a protein of 373 amino acids. The record is from RefSeq and is a predicted model, not a curated record. Gene Ontology annotation, biological process: methylation. Gene Ontology annotation, molecular function: S-adenosylmethionine-dependent methyltransferase activity. Lineage: Eukaryota; Viridiplantae; Streptophyta; Magnoliopsida; Lamiales; Oleaceae.
AUCCCAAAACAGAGGCUAGUUUUCUAUUUAUUUCAUAUAAAAAAUAUCUCUCGUAUAAUGUGCACUGCUAAAUCCAUUAACAAUUAAUACGUUCAUAGCCAGCAAGACGCACUUUCUUUAACUUUUGUCUUCAUCGGAAAAAGUAACGAUGGUUGGUAGUUGUAGCAGCUGCAAAUCUGGCACUACGCUUCAGUGGGCCCCGGGCCACCCUACUUUCAUUAGCAGAGUUCAGAUAAUUGGCCGGAAUGAACCUGUUGUGCAGGUGUUGAGCAGUGCUGGUAGUGAUUGGACAAAGGAUUUUGGGACUGGGAUUAGGAUUAGGAAGAGAAGAUAUAUUACGGCCGUAAGUGGUAGUGGUGGUGGUAGAAGGAUGCGGACGACUGUAAAUGCAGCGGCGACGGAGACUUUGCAAAAGGGGAUAGCGGAGUUUUACGAUGAAUCGUCGGGAAUAUGGGAAAAUAUAUGGGGAGACCAUAUGCACCAUGGAUUCUACGAGCCGGAUUCUUCCGUUUCCCUCUCCGACCACCGCUCCGCUCAAAUCCGCAUGAUCGAGGAGGCGCUCCGCUUCGCUUCCGUUUCUGACGAUCCAAUGCAGAAACCAGGACAAAUAGUUGAUGUGGGUUGUGGUAUAGGAGGUAGUUCAAGGUACUUGGCGAGGAAAUAUGAGGCGAGAUCUCAAGGAAUCACUCUAAGCCCUGUGCAAGCACAGAGGGCGCAAGCUCUUGCUGCUGCUCAAGGAUUAGACGACAAGGUUUCCUUCCAAGUAGCCGAUGCAUUGAAUCAACCAUUUCAGGAUGGGCAAUUUGAUUUGGUUUGGUCCAUGGAGAGUGGAGAACACAUGCCAGACAAAUCAAAGUUUGUCAAUGAACUGGCUCGAGUGGCAGCUCCAGGUGGGACGAUAAUUAUAGUUACGUGGUGUCAUAGGAAUCUCUCCCCUACUGAAGAAUCAUUGCGUCCAGAGGAGAAAGAGCUGUUAAACAAGAUAUGUGACGCUUUUUAUCUUCCUGCAUGGUGUUCUACAGCAGAUUAUGUAAAAUUACUUGAAUCCCUCUCUCUUCAGGAUAUUAAAGCUGCAGACUGGUCUGCGUAUGUUGCCCCGUUUUGGCCAGCAGUAAUAAAGUCAGCGUUGACAUGGAAAGGAAUCGCCUCAUUGUUAAGAAGUGGAUGGAAGACGAUUAAAGGAGCACUGGCCAUGCCAUUCAUGAUCGAAGGAUACAAGAAGGGUCUUAUCAAAUUCGCUAUCAUUACAUGUCGGAAGCCUGUGUCAUGAGGUUGAUAUCAAGUUUUCUGAAAAAUUAUCUAUACUUUUAUUUGAAGAAAAUAAUUUGAUUUGUCCAAUUCUGAUAGUGGAUUUCUUUAGAAAUUAAACAAGCUCCUGUAAUUGAAUGUUGAACAAUUCAAAGUAUAAUGGCAAAUCAUUCACCUCAAUUUUUCA